This is a messenger RNA of Mercenaria mercenaria, 3187 nucleotides long. RefSeq names its product mucin-3A-like. The transcript has 8 exons. NCBI's taxonomy places the organism in Eukaryota, Metazoa, Mollusca, Bivalvia, Venerida, Veneridae. The record is from RefSeq and is a predicted model, not a curated record. The coding region runs from base 293 to 2917 and encodes 874 amino acids. Gene Ontology annotation, cellular component: membrane.
UUUUGCAGAAUGUGAAAGCUCCGCCUCUACAACUUCACAAACCGCAGCGAGUACACCUGAACGAACCACAACUCAUAAACUAGCACAUAAAUACACCUCAACGCAGAAACCAACAACAACACGUACAUUGACACAUAAACAAACAAAAACGCAAAAUCCAUCCACAAAGCAUACAUUGACACAUAAACAAAUAACAACGCAGAAACCAACAUCAACGUAUAAAACGACACAUAAACAAACAACAACACAGAAACCAACCACAACGUAUAAAACGACACAUAAACAAACAACAAUGCAGAAACCAACUACAACGUAUAAAACGACACAUAAACAAACGACAACGCAGAAACCAACCACAACGUAUAAAACGACACAUAAACAAACGACAACGCAGAAACCAACCACAACGUAUAAAACGACACAUAAACAAACAACAACGCAGAAACCAACUACAACGUAUAAAACGACACAUAAACAAACGACAACGCAGAAACCAACUACAACGUAUAAAACGACACAUAAACAAACGACAACGCAGAAACCAACCACAACGUAUAAAACGACACAUAAACAAACGACAACGCAGAAACCAACCACAACGUAUAAAACGACACAUAAACAAACGACAACGCAGAAACCAACCACAACGUAUAAAACGACACAUAAACAAACGACAACGCAGAAACCAACCACAACGUAUAAAACGACACAUAAACAAACGACAACUCAAAAACCCACCACAAAGUAUAAAACGUCACAUAAACAAACAACAACUCAAAAACCAACCACAAAGUAUAAAACGACACAUAAACAAACAACAACGCAAAAACCAACCACAACGCAUACAGCGACACAUAAACAAACAACAACUCAAAAACCAACCACAAAGUAUAAAACGACAAAUAAACAAACAACAACGCAGAAACCAACCACAACGCCUACAACGACACAUAAACAAACGACAACGCAGAAACCAACAACAACGCAUACAAUGACACAUAAACAAACAGCAACGCAAAAACCAACCACAACUCAUACAACAACACUUCAACAAACAACAACGCAAACACCAACCGCAACGUAUACAACGACACGUAAACAAACGACAACGCAGAAACCAACAGCAACGCAUAAAACCACACAUAUACAGACAACAACGCAAAAACCAACUACAGUGCAUACAACGACACAUAAAGAAAUAACAACGCAAGCACAAACAACAACACAUACAGCGGAACACAAACAAACUCCAACGCAUACACCAAGCAAAACGCGUAAAACGACAAAUAAAGAAACAACAACACAGAAACCAACCACAACACAUAAAUCGACACAUAAACAAAAAACAACGCAAAAAUCAACCACAAUGCAUAAAAUGACACAUAUACAAACACAUAUACAAACAACAGCGAGAAAAACAACCACAUUGCAUAAUCUUUCCACAACUACUAGACAAUUAACAACUGGUCCACACAGAGCUCCAGUAUCACAAAGCAGAUGCACGUUCUUCCCACAGUCGAAAACGUGCUUUUUACAAUUACAUUCUAGAUGGUCAAUACGUAAUGGAAGUUUUGUGUAUUCUCUUGGAUUUUACAACUUUACUAUGAAACCAGAAGGAGAUGAAUAUUUUGCUUUAUUCAAAGCAAUAACAUUGUCAAAAGAUGAAAAUGACACGAUAGCUUCGCAAACCAUGCUCGCUGGUAAAUACUGUCUUCGGUACAAGCUGAUUUCAUUUACCUCCCGGACCCAAAUGGAUGUUAUAAUCUAUACAACGUUAGGUGAAAGAGUCAUCACUUCAAUAAGUAAUCCUAGGAAUAACUGGACAGCGCAUGCAAUAUCGUUUUCGUCGUCAGCUAAUUUUGAGAUGCUUUUCCGUCCGAACGUCACUGAAACUGUUACUCACUCUGGGCAUCAUAUUCCUCCUCGUGUUUUCAUUGGACUGGAUGACGUGCAAAUUUAUCAAAUAAAUACAGAUAACGAGUGUAAGACAACAUCGGCUGCAAUGGCAACAACAAACAUAACAUCAUUAUCAAAAAAGACACCGACAACAACAUCAAUACUGACAACGGUAACUCCAACAACCGCACAGACGACUACCACGACAAUAACAGCAAAAUCACUUCAGUUAGAAGAUGUCAUUCACCCAGGUUGCUCUAGUCUUGGGUGGAAUAUAUCAGUUGACAUGGUGUUGCUAAGGAAAUUGUACCCACAAACCGUUGCUACCAACAUUUACUUUGGUGACAACACUUGUCGGGGUGUUAAAGAAGGAACUCUGAUGUUAUUUCAGCAAGGAUUCAAAGACUGCUUGACUUCUGAGCGUAUAUCUAACGGCGUUUUCAUUUACGACAAUGACUUAUUCUAUGCGAUCUAUGAUCCAAACAAUCCAUUUAUAAUUCGCCAGUAUAAAUGGACGUACUCUAUGGAAUGUGACGUCAGUCGGAACGAAGUGACGUCAUCACAUGUACAUCACGAUAUCGAAGCCCAUCAUUCAGCUGUAUCGAGCCAUUACGCUAUAAGCAUGACGUUUUUUAAAGAUUCUAAUUUCAUGAAUCAGUUACCUGGAAACCCUAUACACGUCAGUGUUGGCGAUGAGGUGUAUGUGAAAGUGUUUACCACCGUUCCGGACUGGUCAGUGAAGAUGAGGCUUCAUACGUGCUUCACCAAACCAAAUGACGAGUCCUCGGAGAGUACAAAAUACUAUGUUAUCAAGGAUGGGUGUGAAAUUGACAGCAACACCCACAUUAUAUCACAGUCAACCCACGAAACACGAUUCGUUUUUCAAGAUUUUGUAUAUUCAACGAACAAGGAAGGUUUAAACAUAUACUGCAAUGUGACUUUUUGUGAGACAAAAGAUAUUACACCAGGAUGCACGCAAUUAUGUACAUCUAAAGAGACAAAGGCUCUGAUUGGGAAAUGAUCAUGUUGGAAUUUAGAAACAGUGUUUUAAAACUAUUUUAAAUGCAUUGGUAUGAUACGUUCACUCGUGUACACCAUAUUCCGAGUUUUGAUAUUUGUAUUCUGUUUCUGGAACAUCCUCCUGUCUUAAUUCUAAAAGCGCAUUUCGCGAUUCUUAAUUAUGCGACAUAAAUUCGAAAGGAACUUGGUAGGAUAUCUAAAUAAUUAUAUAUUAUACUAAAUACACGGCGUAGUCAAAAGUAUUUUACAGUUGUUGAGUUGUUUACUGGGU